Bacidia gigantensis is the source of this 1425-nucleotide messenger RNA. RefSeq lists its product as uncharacterized. The coding region runs from base 1 to 1425 and encodes 474 amino acids. Lineage: Eukaryota; Fungi; Ascomycota; Lecanoromycetes; Lecanorales; Ramalinaceae. The record is from RefSeq and is a predicted model, not a curated record. The transcript has a single exon.
AUGCCUUUCAUCCCCAAUACGCCCGAGUCCAAGAUUGCGCGCAGUGACUCGAAGAACCCUUCCACAACAUGCAAAGGACUUACCACCGAUGGCAAGCAUUGCAGACGCGACAUCAAAUCUCAGCUUCGCGAAACGGACGACGGAGUAGUUGCAGUACUAGAUGCGCAAGAUGAUGACCACGAUGGUGCAGCAGCCUACUUCUGCUGGCAGCAUAAGGACCAAGCAGCCACACUGGUAGCCAAGACCAAGGAUGGAAGAAAAGCAAAUAUAGUCCCUCUCAAGGGUAGAACGAGCGUGGAUACACUAGUCGAACGACUCGGCAUUGUGGAUUUGAAUGCGAAAGACAAGUCAAAGAGAAAAGAGAAUAGACAUGCACGACCGGCUCGGAAAGAGACGCUACCACAGACCUGGCAGGAUGUUGACGGAGAGAUGUACGCUGUACGGAAGAAGGCCAAGAAGAAGUCCUCCUCGAAUGUUGGCCUCUUCUGCUGCAUCAGUGCACGCCCCUCGAGUCCGGAACCUAUUCGCACAACGGUCGUGAAGCCUGCGCGAACGGACGGCUACACAAAGAUGUCUUCACCGCUGCCUCAGACGCAUGCCUCUCAGACUCACUCUCCACGUCCCCAGGCUUAUUAUCCAUCGUCGCCACGACCCUCUCAAUCGGCGCCCAACCAAUCAGGCCCACGUCCCACCCACCGAGUCGACCACUCAGCCCCCACCGUCCAAAUCUUCCGCCAAAUCCCCAAGCACCUCCCUCCCCUUCUCACCAGCGCCCUCAUGGCCGAACUCGUCAAGCCAAUUACUCCAGCUGACAGCAACCGCCGUGGCUUCAUCUACAUGUUCUGGCAAACACGCCUGACCUCCGGCGUCCCCUCUGUUUCUGAAGCCUCCACACUCCUCGACCCUCAAACCCCAACGAAAGGAACCCGCGACACCGUCCUCCAGAAGUACGCAGCCGGCUCCUCCACUCGAUCCUCCACCGCAACCCCCACAGCCAACAAGACUGUCUUCCUUAAAAUCGGCUCCGCGGCAAACGUCGCCCGCCGUCUUUCACAAUGGCAAUCUCAGUGCGGUUACGCCAUCUCGCUGGUCCGGUACUACCCUACCACCACCAGCCCAUCUUCUUCCUCUCCUCCUCCCAAUGGUGGGCAGAAGCGUCACUCCUCCACCCCUUCAGGCAGUCCCCUCCCGAAGAAUGGAAAUGGAGUCCAGCAAGCUGCGGGCGUGCCCUGCCUCAGUAAGGUGGAAAGACUGAUACACAUGCAACUAGCGGAGAAGAGGGUCAAGAGGAACUGCGAGACGUGUGGGAAGGAGCAUAGGGAGUGGUUUGAAGUGGAGGCCACGGCGGAGGCCGUGAGGGCUGUGGAUGAGAUUUGUAGGUGGUGGAUUGGGUGGGGGCUGAAGAAGGAGAGGGGGGAGGUUUAG